UCCCAGCUGAUACCUCCGAGUGUUUUCCCGAUGACUUCCUUUAUCUCAGACUGGAUUUGGAGUGAGAGAUUUUGGCUUCCCGAAAAUGUUACAUGGGCGGACCUGGAGCGUCCACCACCUGGUGUGGAGUAUCCCCGGUUGGGAGACAUGUGGUACGCCUUCCCCCUGGCUGUCGGAGUUUUUCUUCUAAGGCAACUUUUUGAAAGGCUAGUGGCCAAGCCCUGUGCCCGCAUACUUCAGAUUCAGGCGGGAGUGCCUCGGCGAGCUCAGCCCAAUGAUGUCCUGGAGAGAGUGUAUAGGUCCAAACCGAGUCCAGACACGAGGCAACUGGAGGGACUCUCCAAACAGCUGGACUGGGAUAUACGGAAAAUUCAGAGGUGGUUUCGUGUCCGUCGGAAUCAAGACAGGCCCAGUAUGCAGAAAAAGUUCUGCGAGAGCAUGUGGCGAUUCACAUUUUACCUGGGGAUUUUUAUCUAUGCCAUUCGCCAUUUGUGGGUGUCGCCUUGGAUGUGGGACACCAGAGUGUGCUGGCACAACUAUCCUUUUCAGCCUCUAAGCCCCGGACAGUACAACUACUAUGUAGCUGAGCUGGCUUUCUAUUGGUCUCUGAUGUUUUCCCAGUUCACAGACAUUAAACGUAAGGAUUUCAUGAUUAUGCUUGUCCACCACUUGGCCACCAUAAUGCUCAUCACAUUCUCCUAUGGCAACAACAUGCUAAGAGCUGGCACUUUGGUCAUGUCUGUGCACGACGCAUCUGAUAUCUUCCUUGAGGCUGCCAAAUUGGCCAACUAUGCCAAGUACCAGAGGCUGUGUGAUGGCCUGUUUGUGGUGUUCAGCAUGGUCUUCUUCCUCACUCGACUUGUCAUCUAUCCUUUCUGGAUUGUUAACAGUGUUCUGUUUGAGAGCUGGGAGAUCGUUGGGCCGUACCGGGCCUGGUGGCUGCUCAAUGGUUUGCUGUUGGUGUUGCAAGCUCUUCACGUCAUCUGGUUCUACCUCAUCUCUCAAAUCGCUAUCAAAGCAAUAUUCAAGGGAAAGGUGUCAAAAGAUGAGCGCAGUGACAUCGAGAGCAGCUCAGAAGAGGAAAUUCAUUCAAAUGGCAGUAAAAGUCCUGCUCAGACCCUUAAACCAAAGGACAGCAGUCACACUGGUAAUCUUAACGGAGAAACUCAUACCCACUGAGUACCAUGAGGGAAGAUUUACCUCCCAGUGUGACUUUUAUUCACCUGUGUGCCUGUGUGGCCCACCUUGUCACUUUAACCCUCUGAGAAGACUUUAAGGUUUGACGAGAUUUGCUGAGUUCUUCAAAUGAAGAGAGGAGUUUGGUACAGGGGAAGUCCAUGUGUGGAAUACAGACUUGGCAUUGUCUUACUGAGUCAGGUUUACACUGUGUGAGGUUUACACCUGUUUUUUGCUUACGGAUUAGACAGAGAGGUUUGUGUGUGUGUGUGGUCUGUCUGCACCUCGCUGUGUAUGUGUGUGUGCGUGUGUGUGUUUGUAUGGGAGUUCUCAAAGUUAGAAAUUAGAAGUGCAUAGCAGUUCAUGUCUACACUGCUACUGUCAAAACUCAUUUUAUACAUAUGAAUAGAGUUUAUUAGUGAAAUUGGUAAUAUAUUAUAUACAGCUGUAAAACAAAUCACUGUAUCUGCCUUACUGAUAUUGCCAAUAUCUCUUGAAAUACCAAAAAUAAAAAAAAAAGUAUUUAA
Molecule: messenger RNA, 1703 nt
Organism: Larimichthys crocea (large yellow croaker)
Lineage: Eukaryota; Metazoa; Chordata; Actinopteri; Sciaenidae
Product: ceramide synthase 5
Exons: 10
Coding region: 31-1179 (382 amino acids)
Biological process (GO): ceramide biosynthetic process
Cellular component (GO): membrane
Molecular function (GO): DNA binding; sphingosine N-acyltransferase activity
Source: RefSeq, a predicted model, not a curated record